AGGACUCUCCGCAUUCGAGUGGCCUGUUUGCGGUGUCAGCGUCGAAAAAUACGGUGCGACGGAGCUGUCCCUUCAUGUGGGUCUUGCUCAAAGACAGGUGUUGAAUGUAUCGAUGGAGGAAAUUUGACAUGCCUAUUCAGAUACAUUUUGAGUCUGGAACGUCAGGUCCAAUGGCUUAGGUCUAUCGUUCGGGCCAAUUGCCCAGAUAUUGAUUUGGAGCAAUGGCGGCCGGUUAUGGAUGAAUCUGGUCAGGACAAUUCAGCGACUGAACGCGAAAGUUCCCAAGUCGGCCUGUCACUUGUUAAUCUGAAUCCAACACCAGGGAGUGGCAGCGGUCCUGCACCUUCUGAUCCGUCUGCGUCAAGUCAGAAUGUGCAAUCGAAACAUGACAUCCCAACGAUUCAGCACGAGCAGGACACCGGGCUUGCACAUGAGAUUGGCCUUGUCUCCUCAUGUGCCGGGACAGAUCCCAAGUAUAUCGGCCCUUCAAGCGGCUACUUUUUUGCAAAGUUAGUCCUCGCAUGUGCGCAACGAGGCCAACGAGAUCCACCACCGAAAGAGCUUCAGCAAAACGCAAAAAAUCGUAUCGCUGGUCUACUCCCAAAAGGAGGGUUAUCAAUCCCUCCUACACCAUUGCCACCAGACAUGGACUAUGCUGUUAAGAUAUCGGAAGCAUAUUUUGAAACGAUCCAUCCCCAGUAUCCUUUCCUUCAUCAGCCGUCCCACAUGAGACUUAUUGAGCACGUCUAUGUUGAACCAGAGCCCAAUCCAAUGGCCGCAUUCCAAGUUUAUCUCGUCUUGGGCAUUGGAGCAACAGUCCUCUCCCGACGCCUGAAGAUCCCCCUCUCUGGCGAAGGUUUCUGUGCAAGUGCAAUGAAAUAUUUCGAUAAGUUGUGUAUCCAAAAUUCUCUCAAAGGUCUACAAAGUCUCCUUUUGCUGCUUGUAUACGCACUACAUAGUCCUUCUAUGGGCCUCAAUGUGUGGUAUCUCAAUUAUCAGUGUAUAGCAGCGUUGCUAGAUCUGGGGCUGCAACGAGAUGUGAGAUCUGGGAAGACAAUGUCAGUGCUUGACCAAGAACUGAGAACGCGAGUCUUUUGGGUCAUCUAUAGCCUUGAUAGGUCCGUUGCGACAAUGAUGGGCCGGCCGAUUGGAUUAAGAGAUGAAGCCUGCGAGUUGCGAGUAAGUCAUAUCUUCAGACUCGCGAUCCAUCUCUUCAAGCUUGCACAGCUAAAUUCCGAAAUCAAAUAUGUUCUCCACAGCAUUUCUCAUGAGGUGCCCCCGUAUGCCUACCCAAGCAUUCCCGAUGUGCUCCAGUGGCAAAGAGGAAUCAUAGCGAGACUUCAAGAAUGGCAAACCCAAAUACCCCAAUUUACCGGCGAGCGGGUAUAUAUGACCCAUCUCUGCGAGAUCAAGUAUCACGGCAUCAUGAUGCUUCUUUUACGUCCCAGCCCAGCAAUUCCGAAUCCAUCAGUCAAUUCACUCAAGUCUUGCUACGAGAGCGCCGUUGCAAGUAUACGACUAUAUAACCAGCUUUAUAAGAGGGAUCUCUUGGUUUAUAGUUGGGCGACCGUUCAUUCUGUUUUCCUGAGCACAAUCACCAUGCUUCAUUGCAUCUGGACCGUACCCGAGGUAUCUGCGCAGAUCAAGCUAGAAAUCUUAAUGGCAGAUUUGAAAGCAGGUUCGAAUGUGCUUAGUGCGACAGGCGAACACUGGUCAGAGGCAAAGCGCACAAGGGACAUUUUAGACGAGCUCUCAGGCACUACAAUCCGCUGGAUCAUAGAAUCUAGAGCACGCAAUUUGGAAACCGGAACU
This is a messenger RNA of Trichoderma virens Gv29-8, 1812 nucleotides long. RefSeq lists its product as uncharacterized. Gene Ontology annotation, molecular function: DNA-binding transcription factor activity, RNA polymerase II-specific; zinc ion binding; sequence-specific DNA binding. The transcript is spliced from 4 exons. Gene Ontology annotation, biological process: DNA-templated transcription; positive regulation of transcription by RNA polymerase II. NCBI's taxonomy places the organism in Eukaryota, Fungi, Ascomycota, Sordariomycetes, Hypocreales, Hypocreaceae. The annotation marks the transcript as partial. The record is from RefSeq and is a predicted model, not a curated record.